GAUUUAUGGAGGAUGCCCUCUAUUCCCUACCUCAAAGCUCGGGACAGCCAUGGACCAUGAAACACACCGGUCGAUAGAAGAAGCGGUGCUUGAGAUACUCAGGAAUGCUAACAUGGAGGAGAUGACCGAGUACAAGGUGCGAACUUUAGCAGCAGAUCGGCUUGGAAUCGACCUCUCACCGCCCGACCGCAAGCGCUUUGUACGGAGCAUAGUUGAGUCCUUCCUCACAUCGCACAAGGAGGAUCCCUCUGAUUCCGCUGAAACUCCGCUAGAAGACCAACAGCAAGUGGAGGACCCUGCUGCGGAUGAGGAGGAGGAGGAGGCAGAAGAAGAGGAGGACGAUCGGAGAAGGAGGCGCGGCCCGAAGGAGUAUGAUGAUGAAGGCGAUCUCAUCGUGUGCAGGCUGUCGAAUAAGAGGAGGGUUACAGUUCAGGAUUUCAGAGGUAAGACGCUGGUUUCGAUUAGGGAGUACUACGAGAAGGAAGGAAAGCAACUGCCGACCUCUAAAG
Messenger RNA from Phalaenopsis equestris, 509 nucleotides. Its product is annotated as RNA polymerase II transcriptional coactivator KELP-like. Gene Ontology annotation, molecular function: transcription coactivator activity; DNA binding. NCBI's taxonomy places the organism in Eukaryota, Viridiplantae, Streptophyta, Magnoliopsida, Asparagales, Orchidaceae. Gene Ontology annotation, biological process: positive regulation of transcription initiation by RNA polymerase II. The transcript has 2 exons. The record is from RefSeq and is a predicted model, not a curated record. The annotation marks the transcript as partial.